AUGCCACCCAUUCCAACAUACACAGAUAGCCCGAUCGCUACAAAAGCGUCAGGUGUAGUUCCACAAACAACAUCAGUGCCAGCGAAGGAUUCAGAGAAAGUCACGGCUACAACUACGACUACGGCUGCACCGACGAGUGCACAGUUUUAUCCUCAGGCUAAGCCCGGUGCUGUACCUUCGUUGCCAACAGCCACGACUACAGCUCAAUCACGUGGUGCUUAUAUACCUCCAAUUCCUACGCAAGGUGUCAACAGUGAUGAUCGUCCACCUGCACCACAACCUGGAGCAUUUCCUCAACCUACCAAGAUCCAUGUUCCGCCUCCUCCAAAGGAUGGGGAGAAGUACGUCCCCUCAUCAGCAACGACGUCUACCCCUCCAUCUGCCACAGUAUCAUAUCCCCUGCAAAUGUCAAUCCCACCUCCAACCAUGGCGUAUCCAGCCCAGCAAUCCGGCACGUCCUCGGCGGUAGCUUCUGGGCCAACAUACGGCAGCCAAGGCGGCGAACUUGGCCAAAAUCUGCAACACCCACCCGGUUAUCACCAGGACGGAAAUGCAUCUGAACUUAACAGGUACCAGAGGACUGCUAUGGAACAAAACGACACCACCUAUCACCAGCAGUCCGAGGCGGAGGAUGACGGAGUCUGGAAUUCUGCAAAGAAGUGGGCCCAGGCAACAGGCGAGAAGCUGGCCGCAGCGGAGACAGAGGUAUGGAAAAGGAUUAACAAGGAAUAG
This is a messenger RNA of Truncatella angustata, 732 nucleotides long. RefSeq lists its product as uncharacterized. The record is from RefSeq and is a predicted model, not a curated record. Lineage: Eukaryota; Fungi; Ascomycota; Sordariomycetes; Amphisphaeriales; Sporocadaceae. The transcript has a single exon. Bases 1 to 732 code for a protein of 243 amino acids.